UCUUGAAGUAGCCGAGUCUAUACAACAAGUGCUGAUGGUAAUUUCUGUUACGAUUGUGGCGGUUAUUGGGAUUAUCGGUAAUGUGAUGACAAUACUCGCUGUUUUGACUAACAAACUUAUAAGGCAAAAUACUGCUAACUUUUUUGUAAUAAACCUGGCGAUAUCUGAUCUAAUUAUUGCUAGCAUCAUCUGUCCAGACUGGAUUGUCUCUCUGAUAUAUCGACGGUCUGUCUUUCCUCAGAUUUGGUGCACCAUUAAUGGUUCAAUUAUUACAAUCUUAUCACUCUUUUCUAUUUUUAAUUUAUUUGUUAUAGCGUUAAGUCGAUUUGUGUACGUUGUUUACAACAAAUUUUAUGCAAAAAUGUUCACUAGAAAUUUAAGUUUAGCAAUGUGUGUAUUUACCUGGAUUUUAUCGUUUGCUCUCUAUUUUUUGUUUAAUGGAGAAAACCUAUAUAUAGAGUUUCAUAAAGGAAUGCUUAUUUGUGGAUUUCCUAAAGCCACAGGAAAAAAGGUAUUCAUUCUAGGUGCCAUCUGCAUAAUUAAUAUGUGUUUGGUUGCCUUAUUCUACGGAAUCAUUUUCAGAUUUAUAGUUAAGAGUCGAAUGCGAACAGGAAACCAAGUAAACCCUAAUACAAGUGUAGUAAAAACGUUCUUCAUUGUUUUUACUAUGUACACCCUAACAUUCAUGCCGUGUAUGAUAAUGAGAAGCAGCACGACCGAACCCGAAAAAUGGACACUUCUUUGGCAGGCUUGUUUGUUCGUAUUCAUAUCUAACUCUUGUAUGAAUCCUUUCAUAUAUAGUUGGCGGAACAAGAUAUACCGGCAAACAUUUCACAAAUUUAUUAAAUGUCAAUUUAAAUGAAUAUAGGUAGGUCCAUAUUAUAGUUUCCAAUACUGUAUUGUAAAUAUUGAAGUUUGGGUAGGUUUUGUUUCUAUUUUUAUCUACUAAGUACAGUAUGUGUUACCUUACUGGCAA
This is a messenger RNA of Anneissia japonica, 976 nucleotides long. Its product is annotated as melatonin receptor type 1A-like. Gene Ontology annotation, biological process: G protein-coupled receptor signaling pathway. Gene Ontology annotation, molecular function: G protein-coupled receptor activity. The record is from RefSeq and is a predicted model, not a curated record. Gene Ontology annotation, cellular component: membrane. Lineage: Eukaryota; Metazoa; Echinodermata; Crinoidea; Comatulida; Comatulidae. The coding region runs from base 35 to 862 and encodes 275 amino acids. The transcript has a single exon.